CCCCAAAUGUCCAGGAUCAAACAGAGCCUCCUUUUCCCAUACCAUAAUUACCUGUUCUUUUUAGACUUCAAACGCUACAAUGGCUGCUAGUCUGCUACGCACAUGAAUCCAUGGUUAUUCUUAUGGAGAAGUGUACCAGCACUAUUUCGAACGCCACACACUUAGCUGCUGGCCUUUUUAUUUGCAUUCUUGUAUCCAUUGUAUCACGUUAGGGCUUCCUACAGAGGUGGCGAAGAUCUUCGUUCUCAAGUAAACUUCAUUUUAAUUACGACAUCAGGUACUGGAGAUUAGUAUUUUUAUGUUUGAAGUGAAGUAAGAAGUGCAAUUCCACUAUUUCAGAGAAUGCCUCUGAAAAAGAAAUACAGUGGCACUCCAGUGAAAAGGAAUUAUCAUCAAGAUAUCAUCAGCAACCUCCCCCAGAGCCUAAGAGAAACCAUCUUAAUUCACCUGCCUCUUCGAGAUGCUGUAAGGACGAGUGUGCUCUCAAGUAAGUGGAGGUACACGUGGACUAAAGUUCCGCAUCUUUGUUUUGAUGAGACAAUCUUGCGGGGAUCAAGCGGGGGUGACCAAUUGGAGUUUCAAAAUAAAUAUGUUAGGCAGAUACUCCAUGUUUUGCUGCAACAUGGAGGUCCUAUAACCACGUUUGUGCUUGCAAUUCCUGAGCUUGAAAUCUUCCCUGAGAUGGACAGCUUGAUGUUUUUCUUGUCCAAAAGUGAUGUUGAGAAUCUCACAGUUGUAUUUACAUCUAGCCAUUACAAACUUCCUUCAACAUUUUUCAAGUAACAGAGAUUAAAAUAUAUGGCCCUUAUGUCCUGUUUGGUUCAUCCACCUUCUGACUUCAUUGGAUUUAGUCAGCUUCUCACCAUUGAAAUGUUCAAUGUAGACAUUAGUUCAAAACAACUUCAAAGCAUCAUUGCUUGUUGCCCCCUGCUUGAAUACUUGAGGCUAGAAAUGUCAUCCAUACAUGAAUCCCUUGAGAUUCAGGCUCCUAGACUUCAUUACUUUAAAUUUAAAAGUAAAGUGAAAUACGUUUGUUUCAAGAACACCCCACUUCUCGAGAAGGUUGUAAUUUGUAACAAUUCACUUAUUCAAACAGAGGAAGAAAGUUCUUUACACAUGGAAUCUAAUCUUAUUGAGCUUUUCAGAUCUCUACCAGCACUUAGAGUUCUACAUUUUGACAAUCACUUCAUUCAGGUAUGAGAGAUUAGACAUUUAUUCUUGAUAGUACUGGAAGUGUGAUGGUGAUGAUGAUGAUGAUGAGUACUGGAAGUGUGAUCUUGCGUGUUUGCUCUUGUAGGUCUGACAGUGAUUUUUUGUUAGAACUUGGGUUUGUAUUGGGCCAUUAGAAUUAAAAUAUGCCCAACUGACAUUAAAUGUGUCUCAUAUAGCAUCAAGAUGGCUGUUUUUGCUUAUAUAUUUUCCUUAUUUGGAUCAUAUGUUUCUCCAAAAGGUUGACUCCCCAACCUUAAGAACCCCUACGCUCCGACCCAACAGAGCAUUUGGGAGGAUGUAAAUCAUAGUGACUCAAGUUGAGUCACUAUGAUUUACAUCCAUAUGUGGCACGACUGGAUGUGGUAACUAUUAUUGUUGACACUUGAUACACUACCAUUUCCACUUUUACAACCAUAAAAACAUGCGCCACCACUGCCUCCAGCAACAAAAGUGCCGCCAAUCGCCAGUUACCAACCACAAGUUAUUUUCAUUCUUAUAUGUAGUUAAAUCAAUUUGUGAUGAAAAUUGAUUACCUCCAUUGUGCCAGUUGCUGUUGUCAGUCACUGUUGUUUUGCACCUUUAUGCAUAUAAAUUUAACUUUGGGAGAAAAUCUAUUAACUACAUUAAGAAAUUAUUGUGUAUUAAAACUUUCAAGUACAACACUACAAAUCUAUAUUGAUUAGUUUAAAAAAAUUAGUGGCUAGAAACGUUGUUAAAUGUUAGUUACUAAUUGAUAUAGUGAAGUUAGUAAAUUGUUUACAUUAUAUAUUUUUGCCCAAACUUAAUAAACUCUAUUUGCAUUGAUGUAAAAAAAUAGUCUCCUACGACAACCCUGAAGGUAAUACAUCGUCGUCUAGGAUUGAUUUAUCAAUACAUUGGUAUGCAAAAAAUGACAAUCUAAAAAACUGGUGGUAAGUGACUGGCGGCCCACAACUGCACUUACGCUGAUUGCUACUAUAGAAACGGUUGCGCAUGAGUGGUAAUCUUCACUAUACUAGAUUAAUAGUGCCACAUUAGAUGUAUAUAGCAAAAAAGUCGUGUCAGCAAAAAAGUACAAACGUGCCCUACCACAAAGUACCUUUGUAUACUCUUAUUUUAUGUUAAACUCACAUGUUAUAUGAGUUUUGGAGACUGAUACAGAACCGUGCUUUCUUUGCAGCAAUUGAAGUUUUUAGCUGCAAGUGGAGUACUAAAAAGGCCUAGUCUAACCGCUGUGCACCUUAACACUCUUAAACUUCGGAAAAUAUGUUUAGAAAAAAUUGGGGAAAUGUUGUGUGUACUAUUCAUUGUUAGAAUCUCACCAAACUUGCAAGACAUCAUCAUUCGACUAUUUAAGUCUACUGGUGCUGCUGACCAAAAUCCUUCUCUCGAGUCACUGGAUGUUGAAGAAUACUCAGAUGUGAAACUAGAUCAGCUGAGGAGGGUGAAGUUGGAAGGUUUUACUGGUACAAGGAACCAAAUGGCACUUGCAAAGCUUCUUUUAACUAAAUCUCCAGGGCUUGUGAAAAUGAUAAUCAAACCCAAUGCCGAAGGAUGCGAUGAAAGACAAGGGUUUCUGAUACUAAAAGAGCUUAUACGACUGCAGCGACCAUCAGCAGUUGCAAAGAUUAUCUAUGGAUAGGUGUCAAUAUGACGAGUUCAGAGAAUGUGCUAAUGAAGAAUGAUUGAUAAAUUUGUAUGUCAUAGUUAUUUCUCAAGGGCAGCUGCAUGUUGUAAUGUCCUUUCUUGGUUGUGCUUGCGAAUUAAAGCUGCUUGCUUUAUUGACGCAACCAACCUAUUAUUUUCUUAGGGAACUUGAUCAUAUAUUGCUUCAGCUGUUACUCUGCUAGUACAUCUCCUUCUAGUGUUUUAAUGUCUGAGAAUAGAUCACCAAAGAUAGAUGUUUUUGUUUUUGUUUUUGUCUUCAAAAAUAAAUCUUUGAGAAUGAUAGCAAUUGUUGUAAUAUUCUGUGCACAUUGCUCCAGAUUAAUGAUCACAAAACGUAAUUGUAAUUAGCUUU
Messenger RNA from Cuscuta europaea, 3211 nucleotides. The record is from the annotation of a GenBank genome assembly. NCBI's taxonomy places the organism in Eukaryota, Viridiplantae, Streptophyta, Magnoliopsida, Solanales, Convolvulaceae.